GAAAAUGUCUGCUUCCUGUCAUCUAAAGGAGCUUUCGUGGAGUAGAUCAGAGGGGUCUCUGAUUGACUUGGAUGACGGAAACCCAGUCAGGAAUGACUGGACAGAUGACAAGGAAAAUGAAUUGAAUCUGAAGUCCCAUUGGCCUGGAGACUUUAAGCAAGGUGCCCCUGAUGUGUUUAAGACAAAUCCAUUUUGGAAGGAACUGUCAGCAUCUAACCCUUUUUUAGAUGAUGUAGCUCGGUCAAGCAACAAAGAAAAAGAUAAUAGGCAUAUAUCCAUCUUAAAAGAAGAUCCCUACUUACUGUUUAGAGACUCAAAUAACAGGGAUUCUGCUGCUUCAUCUGGAGAUGAGUUAAAUAUUGAUUAUCUUUUUCUUCGUAAAGCUUCGAAGAGGUCGGCAAAAUCUAGGAGCAUUUCAGAUUUUUUGGAUAUUGUAGGUACCAAGGCGUAUGAUCUUCCUAGUACAGUGCCAUCCAACCAUAUCCUACCUCCAUAUAGUGAAUCACUUCAGAACGAUCGUGAAGCCUAUAAGACAGCAUGGUUGAAUCAACGGCAGCUGGCCCGAUCUUGCCUCGAUUUGAAUGUGAUAAAUCAAAAUCCGGGAUGGGCACAAACCCAAUCUAUAGAAACCCAUAUAGUGUGCAAAGUGAAUCAUGAAGGUGGCUCAGUGCAGCUUCCCGACUCGGAUAUUGCUGUUCAUUUCCCCGAAGGUCAUGUAGCAUUUGGAGAAUUCCAAGAGGUUGGAUUACAGGCGAUCCUUGACUCUCCAGGAUCACUCAAUCAUGAGUUUUCAACCACGGUGAGCCCACUGAUUGAACUAACAUUAAGUAACCUCAAUACCACAGAAGCCAUUUUACUAGAAAUGAAAAUUGCAGCUGAAGUGAAGAAGGACCCUUUUAGUCAGGUUAUGACCGAAAUUGUAUGUCUGUGUGGUUUCAGUAAAGAAGGUCCAUUUGAAAAAAUACAGAACUGUUACAUUUAUAAAGAUACAAUACAAGUGAAGCUGACAGAUCUAAAUCACUUGAUGUACAUUGUUACUGUAGCUCAAACGAAUUCAGUGAAUGCUCCUGCAAGUGCUUGGGAAUAUAUCCACAGAAAACUUUCAGUUGGCAUUUACGGACCCAAACACAUCCAUCCAUCUUUCACUGUUGUUUUCGUUCUAUUUGGCCAUAGCUAUGUUCCAGAGAAACUUACAGUAUGUGACAUUAAGAAGGGCGGGAAGAGUAUGCCUCCAGUUGUUUUCCAACUCUGGGGGAAGCACACAUUUGUCCUUGAGAAGCCACAAGACCUUAGCAUUUUUGUGGCCUCUUGUGACCCUGAUUUUGAAGUGAAAGAAGAAGACCAAAGGAAAGAAAUUAAGGAAGGAACAUUGAAAGGAGGUGGUGAAGUGGUUCACCAACACUUCCCAUUUUCUAUGCUCAGUGUGAAGAAAAUACAUUUGUUUGUCUUCCGUGUCCAGGUUAAAGCCCCAAACAACAACCUGGUGUGCCAGUUCUACAUUACAACCCCUGAGCCAGCUCCAAAGCCAUUCACUGGAAUAUUUAAUAAACCAAACCGAUUAGAAAAACGCAAGGAGAUUAAAUCUGCACCCUUGCUUUCAGUGCCAGCAAUGAAAUAUCCCAUCUUUCACGAUAAGGCUGUACGUGUUUCGAGCUAUGGCAUAGCUUUGAAAACAGUGUUACGUCAAAGUAAGAUCGAAUAUUUGUUGGAAUAUUUUAAAGGUGACACAAUAGCACUUCUCGGUGAAGAUAAGGUCAAGGCCAUUGGACAAGCUAAAGUAAAAGAGUGGUAUGUGGGAGUUCUUAGAAGGAAGGUUGGCCUUGUGCAUUGCAAAAAUAUCAAAGUGAUAGCCAAAGAUCAAGCUAUGGAUACUGAGGAUUGCAUAAUUACAACUGCCAGUCUCCUUCAACAAAUUGCAUUGCCUUUUAAAAAACUGACUUACAUCUAUUCAGCAAUCUUAUCCACAGUAUCGGAAAAAAUGUACGACUGGAAAGCUCUGGCUGAUGCCCUUGGAUUUUCACUUCUGUCACUGAAUGAUUUCAGCGACAUGCAAGCUGAGAAAGAAUCAGAAAAAAUUGCGUAUGUUGUGAAGAAACUCAAGGAAGUGUGCCACACUCACCGGAACACAAGGCGUUUCCUGUACGAGCUCUCGACUGCUCUACUGAAGCUGGAUUGCCAAGGAUUACUAGCACGCAUUACGCAGGAUACUGUCAUUUUUACUUCAGCUGUAAAGCUUGGGAAAGGCUGGAGAGAGUUGGCAGAAAAAUUAGCGCGACUCACAAAACAACAAAUUGAAGCUUAUGAAAUUCCCCACCGGGGUAAAAGUGGAGAUGUUCCUCCAGAGAUGAUGUGGAAACCAGCAUAUGACUUUCUGUACACCUGGGGAGCUCACUAUGGAGACAGCUACAGAGAUAUGUUGCAAGACCUGCAAUCUGCAUUGGACAAAAUGAAAAACCCUGUGACCAAACAGUGGCGAGAAUUAACUGGAGCUCUUAUUCUGGUCAACUGCAUGGAGGUUCUCCAAGCGAGUGCGUUCUCCAAGAGGGAUGAGGAAUAAAACUCAUCUUCUAAUUUAGAAAGGUGCUCUAGAAAUUAUCUGCCUGAAACACAAAGCAGUUAAAAGGGAACAUUUGUAUUAAGGCCGUUUAGUGCCUCUGUCUGUGAAAAUUAUGCCUAUUGUUUAUGACUUUUAUGUGCUUAAUGUUUUUUCAAAAAUCAAAUCAUUCAUUUUUCAAGCACCACCAGUUUUACCUCAUUUCCCCCAUAUAUCUAGCACAGCAUUUCUAGGAAUGUAAUCACACACAGUGGCUGUGAUUUGAACACCCUUGCAGUGGACUGCAGAAUAGUAUUUUGGUAAUUUUGCUCUGGCAGAAUCAAAGCUGGACAGCAACGUUACUCUACAUUUUAUGGAAAUAAUUUUCCUUAGAAAUUGCUCCAUACAAUUGCUACUGUCAUUCCUUAGAGACUAGGUUAGGCACUCUUCAUGGGUAUAUCUGCUUGCUCUAAAAUACUCUGGGAUGCUCCUUAAUUGCAUGUAUUAGUUGGCUAUAUGCUUUGGGGCUUUAGUACUCACUGAAUAUUUGGGUAUUAGUGGAAAUGGACUGUGUGAAGGUCCCAGAUAUCUUUGUUACUGGUCCAUGUUUCUCCAU
This is a messenger RNA of Elgaria multicarinata webbii, 3149 nucleotides long. It is a transcript of the gene MACC1, whose product is annotated as MET transcriptional regulator MACC1. The coding region runs from base 5 to 2557 and encodes 850 amino acids. Lineage: Eukaryota; Metazoa; Chordata; Lepidosauria; Squamata; Anguidae. Gene Ontology annotation, molecular function: protein binding. The record is from RefSeq and is a predicted model, not a curated record. Gene Ontology annotation, cellular component: cytoplasm. The transcript has 4 exons.